This is a messenger RNA of Nerophis lumbriciformis (worm pipefish), 1164 nucleotides long. NCBI's taxonomy places the organism in Eukaryota, Metazoa, Chordata, Actinopteri, Syngnathiformes, Syngnathidae. The record is from RefSeq and is a predicted model, not a curated record.
AUGACAUCUUCACCGACGGCCACCGCUGGGGAGACUGACGGCUUCACGCCGUUCUGGGCCGUGAUCGAUCACCAGGGCGUGCUCGAUGUCGAGCGCAAUCCCGACGUCUUCACGAACGGGCCGCGGCCUGGACUCCGAAGCGAUGAGCAGUUCGAGCAGAGCGAGUCCGACAGCAAAACGCUGCUCAGCAUGGACGCCCCCGAGCACACGAAAUACCGCAAGCUCACGAGUGACUGGUUCAAACCGGCGAGCGUGCGGCGCCUCGACGAACGGCUCGAAGAGCUCAGCGCCGGGGCGAUGACAACUCUGGCUGAACGCGGCGGCGAGUGCGAUUUCGCGACCGAGAUUGCACAGCCCUACCCGCUGCAGGUGAUUCUCGAAAUGCUGGGCAUGCCGCGCGAGGACUUUGGCCGCAUGCAGACCUGGACUUAUGAGCUGUUCUUUCCCGACGACCCUGACCUCCAACGGGAACCUCCGUCGGAAGAGGCUCGCUCCCGACUUCGGCGCGAGGUCUUCGGGUACUUCUCGGAGCUGACGGCGUCGCGCCGGUCGAACCCGACCGGCGAUCUCGCCAGUGUGAUCUCGAAUGGGCUCAUCGACGGUGAAUCGCUGCCCGAUCUUGAGACGUUGAGUUACUACCUCGUCAUCGCUACCGCCGGUCACGAGACGACGAGUUCCGCGAUGGCGGGUGGCAUGCACGCGCUCGUCGACCAUCCGGAACAAUUGGCCCGGCUCCAGAGCGACCCGGUCCUGCUGGCCAACGGGGUAGAGGAGAUCCUGCGCUGGACGGCACCGGUGCGUCAUUUCAUGCGCACCGCUCGGGAAGACACCGAACUGUUGGGGCAUGAGAUCAAGGCCGGGGAUUGGCUUUAUCUGUCGUACAAGGCUGCGAACCUCGAUCCGAAGGUCUUCGAGGACCCGCUCUGCUUUGACAUCAGCCGAGCCAACGCCGAUCGUCACAUCUCGUUUGGCUUCGGUGCGCACUUCUGCCUGGGAGCGCAGUUGGCGCGGAACGAGCUGCGGUCGUUGUUCAGCCAUGUGCUGCCACGCCUCGAGUCGGUCGAGCUGGCUGGGGACCCAGCAACCAUGAAGACCACAUUCGUCGGCGGCUACAAGUCGCUGCCACUUCGCUACACACUGACGCCGACCCGAGCCGUCGGCUAA